Mustela lutreola (European mink) is the source of this 3126-nucleotide messenger RNA. RefSeq names its product interferon induced protein with tetratricopeptide repeats 2 (gene IFIT2). Gene Ontology annotation, cellular component: cytosol. Gene Ontology annotation, biological process: defense response to virus. NCBI's taxonomy places the organism in Eukaryota, Metazoa, Chordata, Mammalia, Carnivora, Mustelidae. The transcript has 2 exons. Bases 355 to 1749 code for a protein of 464 amino acids. Gene Ontology annotation, molecular function: protein binding. The record is from RefSeq and is a predicted model, not a curated record.
UACUCAAGAUUCAUUUCUUCUUAGAGCCCUGCUGAUUGUACUUUGCAGUUUCAGUUUCUCUUUCCUAAAGCAAACCGCAGGAAAACACAGCAAAGGAACCAAGAAAUGCCCCAUAUAUAGAUCUCCCUAGCAUCUCUGGGAGGCAGAGCAGGAAGAUCUCUGAAGAGCACAGCAGCCUGAGCGACAGCCUUCCAGAACCGCUGAGAAGCGCUCCGCAAACAUGAGUGAACACCGUCGAGGAGGAGAAGGAGUAGGAAGAGAAUUGCACUUACUGCACUUGCUCUGCUCCCCGGGAGAACCCACGCCCUGUCUGACAGCCUGCAUCUUUCUGUUUUGCCCUCCAGCGAGAGCACCAUGACCGCCCUGGAGAGCUGCUUACCGCAGCUGAAAUGCCAUUUCAACUGGAACUUGGUGGAGGCAGGAGAGUCGCUGGAUGAGUUCGAAGACGAGGUGUGUAAUGACACGGAGUUUCAGAACAACGAGUUCAGAGCGACGGUGUUCAACAUCCAGGCCUACAUUGAGCACCGCAGAGGCCGCGGCGAGGCGGCGCUGGAGAGCCUGCGGCGGGCGGAGGAGCUGAUCCGGCAGGAGCACCCGGAGCAAGCGGACCUCCGGAGUCUGGUCACCUGGGGCAACUUCGCCUGGGUCUCCUACCACCUGGGCAGACACGCAGACGCGCAGAUGUAUGUAGACAAGGUGAGACGAGUCUGCGCGCAGGCUCGCAGCCCCUACAGAAUGGAAAGCCCCGAGCUGGACUUCGAGGAGGGAUGGGCCCGGCUGCAGUGUGGAGGGAGGCACAACGAGAGGGCCAAGGUGUGCUUUAAGAAGGCUCUGGAAAAGGAGCCCAAGAACCCGGAUUUUGCCUCGGGUCUGGCCAUCGCCAGCUACCGUCUGGACACCUGGCCGCAGCCUCAGAAUCCCGUGGACCCUCUGCGGCGGGCCAUCCGGCUGAAUCCUGACAACCAGUACGCGAAAGUCCUCUUGGCUCUGAAGCUUCAGAAGAUGAAGGAGGAAGAGGAAGCAGACAGGCUCGUGGAGGAGGCGCUGAAGGGAGCCCCGGGGACGACAGAUGUGCUCUGCCAAGCAGCAAAGCUGUAUCGGAGGAAAGAGGCCCUGGACCAAGCUGCAGAGCUGCUAAGGCAGGCCCUGGAAGGUUCUCCGGACAGCACCAUCCUGCACUGGCGAAUCGGCUGCCUCUACAGGACCAAAGUCCUCGAGAUGCUCCAGGACCCAGGAAGGAAUGAGAUGAGCGUCCAAAGGGCAAAGUUACAGGAAACCAUAGAACAAGCUGUGUAUCAUUUAAAGAGAGUGGAUGAGGCCAAUGCAGAGUUCCCCUGUGUCUGCUCCUAUCUGGCCUGCCUCUACGCGCAGGCAGGCAAGUAUGAUGCCGCGGAGCAUUACUUCCAGAAAGAAUUCAGCAAAGAGCUUUCUCCAGGAGCCAGGCAAGUGCUCCACCUGCGCUAUGGCAACUUCCAGCUGUACCAGCUGAAGUGCGAAGACAAGGCCAUCCACCAUUUCAUACAGGGCAUGAAAAUCAACCAGGAAUCAAAGGAGAAAGAAAAGAUGAAAAAUAAGCUGCAGAAAAUUGCCUGUACCAGGCUUUCUAAAAACGGAACUGAUUCCGUGGCUUUGCACCUCUUGGCAUUUCUUCAGGAGCUGAAUGGAGACAUGCGGCCAGCAGAGGAAAACUCUGAGAGGUGUUUGGACUCUGGAAGCUUCCUCCAUUCAGUAUCUUUCACUGAGGAAUAAGGAAUCAACAUAUGGUGCUGGUGGAAUGAUGCAGGGAAGGGAGCAGAAACCCCUCCACCAAGUGGGUAUUCAUGAUAUGGGGCAACUUUACAGCAGCAUAGGUGUGGACUGAGCUGCUGGCCAUGGGUCUGCACCGGGUUUGGGGAGGAUACCUGCUGGGUAUCACACAUGAAUUGCUCAGGGAGUUCUGGGACAGGGACUAGAUGGGGGGGGGGGGUGGUCACAGGCUUUGGUUAGGAGGCUACUUCCCAACUGACCUCUUGGGAGUAGUUUGCAUUAUGAUAUUCCCUUAGUCAUCCUCCCUGUGGUGAUGUCUUGGGUUUGUCUCUAGGUUUAGAUAAAGCAGCCAGAUCCCUCACAUCUGUUAACAGUGUGGUCCGUUUUUGCAAUGUCUUUCCACCCUUGGAAUCAUUUUAGAUCUUGUGCAGUUUGGUCCUGCAGAGACACUAAUGUGUCCAUUCAAAGGUGGGGGGACCAAAGCCUCCAUAGGGCUGGGUAUCUUCUCUCCCUCACUUCUGCUUCCUCCCCAGACAGUCCUCAGUCUAUUUGAACUCAGGUUGUAUGGACAGUCUAGACUGAGGUCUGUCUGGGGAGGCAGGGGUCGCCUGGGGCUGGGGUCAGUGGCAGGAUCACAGGUGUCAGGAAAGUGAUGUGGAAUUGUGUUUUGGGAGUGAUGGGAAUCUUCUAAAACUUACUGUGGUGAUGGUUGCACAGCUCUGUGAAACGCUGAAAGCUACUGAAUUGGACCCUUUAAGUGGGUGAACUGCACAGCAUAUAGAUUAUAUUUCAAUGUAACUAUUAAAAAAUCAUAAUAGCCAAAAAGCAGAUUCAACUGAUGAAUGGACUCUUGUUCCAAAUGAACAUAAAGAAAGCCAGCUCUUCUGUUGCCUUCUAUUUUUAACCUCUAGGUUUGUUUUCAUUGUAUCGCACCCUUCUUAUUACUAGCAUUUAAAAUGCUGUUACUGCCUUUAUAUUCAAAAGACAGCUUGGACAACUCCCGAACCCUAUUGUCUGGGUAUAUAUGGGUAUGAAAAUCUAGUCCUAUAUCAUUUUAUCUUUAAACACUGGUACCGAACAACCAUUCAUGGGCAAGUUGGCUCCAAAAAAGAGUCCAAAUGCAAAAGGAAGUUUGGCUUAGUGUAGAAAUCUAAAUCUACAUGCUUACAGAUUUAAGAGGACUGUGCAGGGGCGCCUGGGUAGCUUGGUUGGUUAAGCGACUGCCUUCGGCUCAGGUCAUGAUCCUGGAGUCCUGGGAUCGAGUCCCACAUCGGGCUCCCUGCUCAGCGGGGAGUCUGCUUCUCCCGCUGACAUCUCUCCUCUCAUUCUCUCUCUCUCUCUCACUCUCAAAUAAAUAAAUAAAAUAUUUUUUAAAAAGAA